AUGGAUGGGCCAAAAGCUAUCAGAUAUUCGGAGAAUGGGUCUUUCUUUUUGGAAUGGAAAGCUUCUAUUGAAUAUAACAGAUCUGAUUUUUACGCCGGAUGUUCAAAGAACCCAGCCAUACGAUCACGCUUAUUAUCUUUAAAUGUGAAAGAAAUUCUUGGCAAAUGUGGAGCCCUGGUGAUACUAAGCCCGAUUGUUCGCGGCGCGGACGUAAAACUUGGAUAUUUUCCGUCUGACCAUUCUAUUCAGCAAACACGAACAUGGAAGGCAAAUAUCCAGGACAUAGAGCUACGAGAAAAUUCUUACGAAGAGGAAAUAGUUUCUGAAUAUUUGUACAUAUUGACUAUAUUUAACUUUGAAGACAGAGAUGAAGGAACGUAUAUUUUAUGUUGUAAUUCAGAUGGACACACGGAUUCUGUGCAGCUUCAUAUUUCAGAACCACCGAGUUACCCAGUCCUCGGUCCAAAGUCCGUUGACUUUAAAACAACAGACUGUAUUUAUGUUUAUGGAGAUUCCGACAUAUAUUGCCAGACUGAAAAUGGAACAGAACCUGUACAAGUGGCACUUUUACUGGGACAGGAUUCAUAUGUUCUUGCUGAAAGCAAAUUGGAUAAUGGGCUUUACCUAUUCAGUAACAUUUAUCAACAAAUGGCUGGACUGUCGAGAUCGGAUGUGACAUGUCAGGUUUCAAAUGCAGCCAUUGAAAAACCAUUCGAAGUGCACGGCAUUAGAAAGGUAGCCCACCCGUUCUAACAGUUCCUGAAUUUCUUGAUGGUGAAAGCUCGACAAUAAUCUGUGAAGUGCGCAAUGCUUUACCGGCUCCGGUAAUAGAAAUUCAUGUUGGCAAUAUUUUGAUAUCUGAUGUUCCGCAAACUGAUUUAUUUAAUGGAUCUUCUCAUACUUUUACAAGCACAUCUAAGGUGACAAAGACUAACAAACUGUGGAAUGGAAAAGAAAUGUGUUGCACCUGUAAACGUAUUGAUGACUUUGGAAUAGCAGAUCAUUCCAUAUGCAAAAACAUCAGUAUCAAAUGUAAGUUUAACUAGCUUAAUA
Molecule: messenger RNA, 1053 nt
Organism: Mya arenaria
Lineage: Eukaryota; Metazoa; Mollusca; Bivalvia; Myida; Myidae
Exons: 4
Coding region: 1-753 (250 amino acids)
Source: RefSeq, a predicted model, not a curated record